Molecule: messenger RNA, 4504 nt
Organism: Austrofundulus limnaeus
Lineage: Eukaryota; Metazoa; Chordata; Actinopteri; Cyprinodontiformes; Rivulidae
Gene: kcnn1a
Product: potassium intermediate/small conductance calcium-activated channel, subfamily N, member 1a
Exons: 10
Coding region: 246-2990 (914 amino acids)
Biological process (GO): potassium ion transport
Cellular component (GO): membrane
Molecular function (GO): small conductance calcium-activated potassium channel activity; calmodulin binding
Source: RefSeq, a predicted model, not a curated record
GUAAAGUAAAGUGAAGCUGUGCUUCGUGUUGGAGCUGCAGGGCGGCCCAGUGACGUGUGAGCAGGUGGUUAUGGUAACACUGGUUUGUCUGAACRGGUCUCAGCUGCUGACGGACGGAUCGAUCCUGCAGCCUGCGCGCAGGGCAGGAGCCUGUUGUGGCUGGAUGGUGACGUUUUAAGGCAGGUCCCGGUCCAACCUACCAAUGGUACCAGUCCCUGCUCCUCUGCUGGGACUGAGCGCGAUGAAUGGGUGUCGGUGCUCUGCGCGGCAGAGGAGCGAGCGCAGCGCGACGAGGCGAUCCGGGGGGGAUGCGGCAUCGAUGCGCGGGAGCUGUCCAUCAGCACCACGUUCUCGACGGAAAGCCCGGAACCCCAGAACCGAGCCGUGACCGAGUCGCUCCCAUUUUCAGCCUGCCGCCCCCUCCUCCUCCCUCCCAGCACCGAGUCCGCGCCUGUCCCCCCUCUGCUCCGCGCCACAGCCUCCAGGAGCUGCCGUGUGUGAGCCAGCCCUGCCGGACCCCCGGCCGCAGCAGAGACCCCCUCCCGCUGAUUGACGACACGGAUCUGCGACCUUCACAGCCGGCACACCUGCAGCAGCAGGACCCCUGGGCCCCGGCCGGCUCCCAGCACCAGUGGCCUGUUUUUCCCAGCUGCCACUGCAGCUUCUCUGAAAACCAGUCCCGCAUUGUCGACCCGCAGCCCCCCGCACCUCUCCCCGCAGCCAUCCCGCCGCCUCCAGCCGCCUUCCCCCACGGCUCAGACCGAGGAGCUGGGCUGAGGAGGAGCGUCAGUCAUUACCAACAGGCUGUGGCACGCUGCAGAGGAGGAGGAGGAGGAGGAGGAGGAGGAGCAGGAGGAGACCACAGGCAGCUGUUGCAGCAGCAGCAGCAGCAGCAGCAUCUGAGGGACCCCUCCCCUGAAGGAGGGGGUGCACACUCACAGGAAGGGCGCGCUUUAAAUGCAUGUAACUCCUCUGAGCUCCCGACACCUCAGGACCCGCAGCAGCAGCACAUCCCGCAGCUGCGCGCGCGCCAGCAGCUGCUGGUGGGGAGCAGCCUGCCCGUCGACCACUGCAGCGGCUCCGGACAGCCAUGUAGGAGCAGGAGGACCCCCCCGGCGGCACCGCGCUCCUGCUCUGCGACUGGCAGCGGCAAAGACAGCCCGAAGCCCGGCUCCAGCUGUCACCUGUGGCCGGAGAGCGCGCUCCGAGGAGAGCCGAGGACCGAGCUCCAUCAGGCCAAUACUGAGCAGAAGAAGCUGAGCCAUGCUGAAUCCAAGCCCUCCCUCUCCGAGAGCAGCAGCCGACUCCCUCAGAUAGCCAUGAACACCUGCAAGUACAAUGGUGGAGUGGUGAGACCACUGGUGGGCAGCCUGACAUCCUCGUCACGCCGCAACCUCGCUGAGCUCGACUCGGAGACACAGCCCUUGCAGACACUACACAGCUCUGGCCUGGAGGUGGUGGUGUCAAAGGGAAAUGCUGGUGAAGACCCCAGUAAAGCAUCCAAUGAGAGCUUGGUCAGAGAUGGUGGCAGAAGAGGCGGGGACAGGGCACCCCAAAAGAAGAACAGGGACAUUGGAUACAAGCUUGGUCACCGGAGGGCGCUGUUUGAAAAAAGGAAGCGGCUCAGCGAUUACGCACUCAUCUUUGGAAUGUUUGGGAUAGUCGUUAUGGUGACAGAAACAGAACUGUCAUGGGGCGUUUACACUAAGGAAUCUUCAUACUCAUUUGCACUGAAAUGCCUUAUCAGCCUUUCCACUGUUAUUUUGCUUGGUCUUAUAAUAAUGUACCACGCCCGGGAAAUCCAGCUGUUCAUGGUUGACAAUGGUGCAGAUGACUGGAGGAUAGCCAUGACAUAUGAGAGAAUCUUCUUCAUCGUGCUGGAGCUUUUGGUGUGUGCCAUUCAUCCCAUCCCAGGCCAGUAUGUCUUUACGUGGACAGCACGGCUGGCCUUCACCUACACGCCAUCUGUGGCCGACGCUGACGUGGACAUUAUCCUCUCAAUCCCCAUGUUUCUGAGACUCUACCUGAUCGGCAGGGUUAUGUUACUCCACAGCAAGCUGUUCACAGAUGCUUCGUCCCGCAGCAUCGGUGCCCUCAACAAGAUCAACUUCAACACCCGCUUUGUCAUGAAGACCCUCAUGACCAUCUGUCCAGGAACMGUGCUGCUGGUCUUCAGUAUAUCCUCCUGGAUCAUUGCUGCAUGGACUGUGCGUGUCUGUGAGAGGUAUCAUGACAAACAGGAAGUAACCAGUAACUUCCUGGGAGCCAUGUGGCUCAUUUCCAUUACCUUCCUCUCUAUUGGCUACGGUGACAUGGUACCACACACGUACUGUGGGAAAGGCGUGUGUCUACUCACAGGGAUCAUGGGUGCUGGUUGUACUGCGCUGGUGGUUGCAGUGGUUGCCAGGAAGCUGGAGCUGACCAAGGCUGAGAAGCAUGUACACAACUUUAUGAUGGACACACAACUCUGCAAACGAGUAAAGAAUACAGCUGCCAAUGUACUCAGGGAAACAUGGCUCAUUUACAAACACACAAAGUUGGUUAAGAAGAUAGAUCAUGCCAAGGUGCGGAAACACCAACGCAAGUUUCUCCAAGCCAUUCACCAAGCUCAGAAACUGCGCAGUGUGAAGAUGGAGCAGAGAAAACUCAAUGAUCAGGCCAACACCUUGGUGGACCUAGCAAAGACCCAGAAUGUGAUGUACGACCUGGUGUCUGAGCUGCAGGAACGCAGCGAGGAGCUGGACAAGCGCAUUGGCACACUAGAGGACAAGCUGGACUCGGUGGCAGGCAGCUUGCAGGCACUGCCCUGCCUCAUCUCCCAAGCCAUAACCCAGCAGCAGCAGGACUUUAUGGACGGCUUUGUUCACCGCUUCCGUCCUGCGUCUCUAGCAUCAGAGCGCUCGGAACACUCGGAGCGCUCAUGGACUUCCACCGCACGUAGGAGGCGCUCUCCGUCCACAGCACCACACACAUCUUCAGACAGUGGAUGACCUCGACAAACUGUCCGUCACCCAUCAGGCCCAGCCUUUCUCACAAUAACACACCACCUCAUUCAGUCCUAUCCAAAGUGUCUCUGUACCAACUGCAAGUCCAUUUCCUGGACUAAUAUUGAACCCGUAUCUUGAUCCGCAGCCUGCUCUUCACYCUUCUUCUCCCCUUUUUUCCUCCUACUUAUCAACCAAAAGAAUCCAAAUCCUCAUUCCUGUAUGACUGAGCCUUUCAGCACAGGCCUGGAUUAGAGCUUCUCAAAAAAGAAAACAAAUAAUAAAAAAACACACAAAUGCAUCCCCAAAAGACAAGGAGAAAUAAAUUAUUCAAAAAAAAAAAAGAAAUAAAAAAAUGAGACAAAGUAGAGAUGUGGUUUAUGUUUUAGCCAUUGUAUGGCUGUUCCAGUUAGCUUUUUUGUAAAAGCCCUUGUAUAGAUUAAAAAAAUGACUGAGUUCAAGGUCGCUGGGGUGAGAGCUGGCUGUCACACCGGAGAGUCCUUAACCACAUUGGGAAAGUUGGUCUGUGGAGCCUUGGUUCACCUGCCGGUCCUCCAGGACAUGGAAUAUCUUUGUCUACCCAUCUGCUUGUUUACCUUUUUGUCUAAAGGGGAAAGUGAGAAAAGUCGUCUGAUUUCCCUCACUAAAAAAGUGUCAUGGAUUCUUUCCUAUAGUGUAGGCUGAAAGCUUUAGGAGAAGCUACUAUAGCUCUGACUUAAGUUCAAAGUUUGAAAAUGCACUCAAGCAGGAGAAACUGUCAUGUGAAAGAAUAUGGCAUUACUACAAGGUAGGAAAACUUUACACAUUUGCCAACUUUAAGGUAUCGGUUUCCUUGUUCUUACCAAGGGACAAAAAGAGCAACUAUCUUUUUUAGUUACAUAUUGACAUGUGAUUUUUCAGUGCCUGAAUGUAUAAAUAGUAGAGGGUUAUUUAAUUACUAAUUUCCAAACUUUUUUACGAUGUUAACAGUCUGAAUGGAGCAUUGCAUUACUUUUUCAGAAACAUUCCUCUCCAAAAAUGUAAAAAAAUUGUCUUAAUGUAGUGCAUAGCAUUGCCUUCAUUACACUGCGACUCCAGACACUUUGAUGACUUUGAAAACCCGUUUUUCCUUGUUUCUAUUUAGACCGUGUGGAAUGAGGAGUUCAGAGAGUGAGCAGAAGUCUGACUGAGAGAAUAUUUGUGUGUUUGUUAGACAGAUAGUUCACUUCUAGUUCAAUGCUGCUCACAACAAUUAAAUAURAAGUAGUCUACCUUACUCACCACCUCCAAUUAGAGCUUCCUGUGGUCUUUUGAAAACGGCAUGGCUUGAAAUACGCUGUUAUACAGCCACACAGACACACAUUACUGGUUGAACUGAAAAACUAACCUGAUUUUUUUUUGUUUGUUUUGCAUGGUUGUGUUCAAAAAUGGCAAUAGAUCCCAAUCUUCCUGGCUUGAUUAUUCAUCUAAUUUUGAUUUUAUUCAAUUAUGGUUAUUUUUCUGUUGUUUGUGUAUAUAUAUAGUAAUAUAUAUACAGUCAC